This is a messenger RNA of Diabrotica balteata, 777 nucleotides long. The record is from the annotation of a GenBank genome assembly. Lineage: Eukaryota; Metazoa; Arthropoda; Insecta; Coleoptera; Chrysomelidae.
GUCUAAUUGUAGUUGACAGAUGUUGAAUAGUUUAUUAAAAAUUAAAAAAUUACAAAAUUAGUGAAUACAGAAUGCCAGAAGUAGAUAUUGAAUGGCCAUGGCAAUACAAUUUUCCACCGUUUUUCACAUUACAACCACAUCCUGAAACAAGAGCAAAACAAGUAGAUGCAUGGAAAUCAUUAAUUUUAAACUUUUGUGAGCAAACCAAAACAUACACCCUAGAUGUCAGAGACACAAACCAAACACCUUUAUUUAAUAAUUCAUUAAUAAACAGAAAAUUAGACCAAACGGUUAUAAUCUCUAUACUAAGCGAAUUACAAAAAAGUGGCCAUGCAUCUCCAGUAGAUAAAAAUAAAAAUCGAUGGGAAAUCUAUUGGCAUACCCUAGAGGAAUGGGCUAGCAUUAUAUAUGAUUCUAUUUGUGAAAGAGGUAUGCAAAAUACGGUGGUUACACUAUUUGAACUCACACAAGGAGAGGAUGUUUCAGAUGCAAUAUUUUUUGGAAUGAAUCAAGAUGUACUUAUUAAAGUUUUGAGGGCUCUAGAAAAUGAAAGAAAAUGUGAACUUAUACUAGAAGAUGAUAUACAAGGAGCAAAAUUUUUCUAACUAUUCGUGUAGUGCAUUUCAUCAGAUCAAGUGAUAAAUUCCAAAUUAUCUGUACCACGCCUGAUCAACUCAUGGGCAUUUAUGAUUUUACUAUAAAAAAUAUAUAUACAUAUAUAUAUAUAUAUAUAUAUAUAUAUAUAUAUAUAUAUAUAUAUAUAUAUAUAUAUAUAUA